Messenger RNA from Heterostelium album PN500, 1239 nucleotides. RefSeq names its product cytochrome P450 (gene CYP519A1). The transcript has 5 exons. NCBI's taxonomy places the organism in Eukaryota, Evosea, Eumycetozoa, Acytosteliales, Acytosteliaceae. Gene Ontology annotation, molecular function: heme binding; iron ion binding; oxidoreductase activity, acting on paired donors, with incorporation or reduction of molecular oxygen. Bases 1 to 1239 code for a protein of 412 amino acids. The record is from RefSeq and is a predicted model, not a curated record.
AUGAUUAAAACAUAUGGACCAAUUUUUAGAAUAUGGAUGGGUGAUCAUUAUACUCUUGUAAUUAAUGACAUUUCAUUAGUAAAGGAGGUGUGGGUUAAGAAUUUCGAUAACUUUGUAAAUAGACCUCAUCCAGCAUCAUUUGAGAUUUACAGUGGUAAUUUUCAAGAUUUAGCUUUCAGUGAUGAAGCUCUAUGGAGAAGAAGUAGACACAUGGUAUCCGCUGCAUUUACCAAAACCAAACUAAAGACAAUCAUCAAACAACUAGACCAUCAAACAUCACUUUUAAUAGAAGCAAUGAAGAAGUAUCAAGUUGAAAAAAAACCUUUUUAUUGUAAGAAAUAUUUUAGUAGAUUUGCUUUGAAUAUUAUUUUCAAUGUAUUGUUCUCAGAGGAGAUACCAUAUGACGAAGGUCUAGACGAUGGAAAGAUGGCGCGUCUAACAGAACCAAUUCAUAUUGUCUUCAAGAAAUUGGGUGCUGGUAGUAUCGAUGAUUAUGUCUCUCUAUUAUCACCUAUGUUUUACUUUAACCGUCGCCACUUUAAUUCCGAAGUUAUGAAGGUAAAACAAUUCAUGAGAGAAAUCUAUGAUGAACAUCUAAGUACUUUGGAUAAAGAAAACCCAAGAGAUUUGUUGGAUCAAAUGAUUAUUGAAUCCGAUGGAAAUUCAGUUGAUAAUAUCCUGCAUGUAGGAAUGGAUUUCAUGUUGGCCGGAUCCGAUAGUUCUGCAGGAACAGUUGAAUGGUUUUGUUUGUUCAUGACUAACAAUCAAGAUGUCCAAGAGAAGGCAUAUGAUGAGCUGCAGAGUGUUGUCGGUAGAGGCAAUCGUGCAGAGACAAAACAUCGUGUCAAUACACCCUAUAUGAAUGCAAUCAUCAAGGAGGUGAUGAGAAUGCGACCGAUCGGACCAUUGGGUAUACCAAGACAAGCGAAAGAGGACUGCUCGAUCGGAGGUUACUUUGUGCCAAAGGGUACUCAAAUGAUUAUGAAUAUCUAUGGUUUGUCAAACGAUGACCAAUGUUGGGUCGACCCACUUCAAUUCCAACCGGAACGUUUCCUAAUCGAUACACACACCGACCGAUGUCUGCCAUUUGGCAUUGGCAACCGUAAUUGUGUCGGACAGAACAUGGCACUCGACGAACUCUACAUUGCAUGCACCAACAUCCUAAUGAACUUCCACCUACGAUCAGUUGAUAAUAAACAAAUAGAUGACACUGAAAUAAACAAUCUUAACCACUACUAA